UUCAACCCCAUCUGUGUGUGUGAGUAAUUGACUUAAAAAAACAGAGAGGGAAAAGAGGGCAUUCCAUUUCCAGCCACCGCCGAUCCGAUGGAUCCAGACUCUGUGUCCAAGGCAUUCGUGGAGCACUACUACUCCACCUUCGAUUCCAAUCGUGCCGGCCUCGCCAACCUCUACCAGGACGGCUCCAUGCUCACCUUCGAGGGCCAGAAGAUCAUGGGAUCUGCUAACAUCGUCGCCAAGCUCACUGGUUUGCCCUUCCAGCAGUGCCAGCAUCAGAUUUCCACCGUCGAUUGCCAGCCUUCCGGCCCCGCCGGUGGAAUGGUCGUCUUCGUCUCUGGAAAUCUCCAGCUCGCCGGCGAGCAGCACGUCCUCAAGUUCAGUCAGAUGUUCCACCUGAUGCCAACUCCUCAAGGAAGCUUCUACGUGCUAAAUGAUAUUUUCCGCUUGAACUAUGCCUGAAGCUUGGCAUUGCAAACUGAACACAAACAGGGUCUCAACUGAACUUGGUUUCCCUCUGAUCUGAGUGUUCCAAAGCACAAAAAAAGUGCUGCUAUUCAAAAGUAUGGAUUUAGCUACAUCUGCUUGGGUGUUUGUGUAUUCUUGACCAGUUUGUGGAUAUUUGAGAUUGAUUCCCAGUUGAGAUGUGUUGAGUUCCAUUACUAUCUCUUUCUCCUUCCCUAGCAUGUGCCAGAACUUUACAUUUUGUUGAUGCACCACAUUUCGUUCUCCGUUCUAAGUUUGGGCAGUGUUUAUUUGAAAGGAUUGUGAUGUGAAAAAUUUCUUUUACAUAAAAAAUGAAUAUAUUUGUUGGCAGAGCAAAAA
This is a messenger RNA of Salvia splendens (bonfire salvia), 822 nucleotides long. Its product is annotated as nuclear transport factor 2B. The record is from RefSeq and is a predicted model, not a curated record. The transcript is spliced from 2 exons. Gene Ontology annotation, biological process: nucleocytoplasmic transport. The coding region runs from base 88 to 459 and encodes 123 amino acids. Lineage: Eukaryota; Viridiplantae; Streptophyta; Magnoliopsida; Lamiales; Lamiaceae.